Molecule: messenger RNA, 1193 nt
Organism: Halteromyces radiatus
Lineage: Eukaryota; Fungi; Mucoromycota; Mucoromycetes; Mucorales; Cunninghamellaceae
Product: kinase-like domain-containing protein
Exons: 2
Coding region: 7-1185 (392 amino acids)
Biological process (GO): intracellular signal transduction; protein phosphorylation
Molecular function (GO): protein serine/threonine kinase activity; ATP binding
Source: RefSeq, a predicted model, not a curated record
AUUCUAAUGACUUCACAUCCUAUUAUUAACCCAACAUCCUUCCUUAAUAAAACCAUUGACAAUAAUACUAUUCGUCUUUGUUCCAUCCUUGGUAUUGGUGCUUAUGGUGUAGUCUAUCUUGCUCGAUGUGAACUUACAAACAGGGUAUUGGCUGUCAAGUUAUUGGCUGAAUAUAAUCGUUUAUCUAAAACAGAAAUCCAAUUACAUGCACAUGUAGCUCAUCAUGAAAAUAUAUUAUCUAUCAAGAAAGUGAUCAAGGAAUCUGGUCGUGUAUUUAUUGUGAUGGAGUAUGCAACUGGUGGUGAUCUUUUUUCUGCUAUUACUCAAGGUACUCAAGGUAUUGUGGGGAACAAUCAAAAGAUUCGACAUAUUUUUUUACAACUUUUGGAUGCUGUUCAACAUUGUCAUCAACAUGGUAUCAGUCAUCGUGAUCUUAAGCCGGAAAAUAUCUUAUUAUUUGAUGAUCUCAAGGUCAAAUUGGCUGAUUUUGGUUUGGCUACUAAUCAAAUUGUCUCCUCUGAAUUUGGUUGUGGGUCUACUUUUUAUUUUUCUCCUGAAUGUCAGUCCGGUUUGGUAAAAAACAACAAGAAGAUCAAAGGUUAUGGAACACAACAGAAUGAUAUUUGGAGUCUUGGUGUGAUCUUGAUCAAUUUGGUAACUGGUCGCAACCCUUGGAGACAAGCUCAUAUGGAUGAUACUACUUUUGCAGCUUACACCAAGCAAAAAGAAUCUUUUUUCACCACGAUUCUUCCUUCCAUCUCAAGUGAACUAGAUUUUAUUUUACAACGCAUUUUUUGUUUGGAACCUGCUCAUCGUAUUUCUCUACCAGAAUUGAAAUGGCGAAUUAUGGAAUGUCGUACCUUCUUACGUGAUCAACCCUACAUGACCUUUUCACCAGCAACACGUCCAACAUGUCAUCAUCAUAGAAACAACAAGACAAUGCAACCUACCAAGUCCGUACAACAAUCCAUUCUUGAUUAUACCAAUGAUUUUGCCACCCUUCUUACUCCUUUACGUAUCCCUUCUACUUCCUGUUCUACCUCUUCCAGUUCUUCCUCUGUCUCCUCUUUGGGUUGUCCUUCUACACCCCCUUUGUCGGUCUCAAGUGCUACCUCAAACAAGCUUUCUCAUGAUGCUCUUGUCGAUUUGAUUCAAGCCUCUUCUGCUUACCAAACCAUGAUCUAAAUUCAAAC